AUGAACUGGAGUGAUGGUGCAAACUUUUAUUUGCUCAAAAGUGUCAAAGUCUAUGGGAAGGAUUGGAAACUCGUCAGUAGUGCACUCUCAGUCAUCACUCACGCAUUUCUAAGGGAUGAUAAAGGAAAGGACUUUUCUGAAAAGAAUUGCUCUAUCCAAUACAAGUAUUUAAUCGCUUCUGCACGUCAAGCCGAAGGGCAGUCGGACUACCUCAAAGAGACCGACCUUCUGCAAAUCGCUUUAUUAAAUUAUGGGCAGCGUCGUCAAGAACAAAUCAAACAUGCGCGGGAACAACUUGUGGUUAAGCUAAAAGCUAGGCAAAGAGACAAUCGAAAGCUUCUUGCGAAUCGGUUUUCAGAAAUUACACCAGAAAGUCUCCUUAUUUAUCGCAAACGUUUGAGAGCUUUCGGCUUGCCGGAUGUGAUUGCCGAAUCUCUGCAUCUUGAACCCCUACCGUCAAAUCAGGAGGAGGAUAGGGAGACGCGUCGGAAUCUCUAUUACGACGAAUUGGCUAAAAGAGGCUUGCAUCAGGCAGUCAUCGAUGCAGAUAGUGGACUGUGGAUUCCGGUUUGCUCAGAAGAAGUGCUACGAACAUUCUUUGAUGCAAAAUCUGUUGAGUCAUUUGCCACUGAGCCCAGUGGCAUUAAGGUGGAGGUCGAUGAAAGGGAGAAAGUGGAGGACCUUUCGCCUUCUCUCUCUCCUCAUGUAAUGUCGACAGCAGACAUCGCACAAUCUUCAACAUUUGAGGUCGCUACGUCGACUACUCGUCGAGCAUCUAACGUUGCACUCAAGAAGCCAUUAACAGUAGUUGCUCCAACUACUGUUAUUACGAAGCGGUCUUCUCCGUCCCCAAAUUUACCCACAACGCCUUUCAAUACGGCUGUGGACUCAGAGGUCUUCCAUAGUCAUACCAUUGUCCGGCCCCCACAUAAACGCGCUUCAACUAUCAAGGCGGAACAUCACGUUCCCUCACGAACUCCAGUCAGAUCGAGGAAUCGCUCUCGUCAGAGCACUGAUUUGCUUUCUGGUAGACCCAUCCCCCUACACCUUCUUGCUAUUUUGUUGUCGUUAAAGUUGGUAGUAUUGGAGAAGUCAGUUCAAGCUCAAAUGCUGAGGGAUCUCAUUCCACCACUCCUAGUGCCAUCUCCAUCUCCUUUGGUAACUCAGUUGGCGCCGCGUCGUCGAUGGCGACGAGGUCUGUUAUCAGCGCUGGCCACGGUGUGCUCCCACCGCCACGCUCAUAUCUUUCUUCACCCCGUUACCGAUGAGAUCGCCCCGGGCUACUCAAGCAUGAUCUACGCUCCAAUGGACCUGACCAUGUUGCGCCGACGUGUUGAGACGAGUCUUGCACCACUCACUGCAUCUGCGACAGUGGGCUCCUCGUCAAGAAGCGGUGGUGGUACUGCUACAGUGGAGAGCGUCCCCACGGCUCAGCAAGUGGUCGCGUGCAUCGCCAAACAGUUGCUGCGUGACCUUCUCUUGAUGUUUGCGAACGCGCGCAUGUACAAUAAUCGCGAGCACGGCGUCCACCGCAUAGCCGGAGAGAUGUGCUCUGAUGUGUUAGCUGAGUUGCGUCCGCUGUGGGUUCUGUGGGCCGAUGUCAUCCCGGGUUUGCCGCCAUUGCCAGGUAGUCCAAUGGCAUCAAGUGGCGUUUCCUCAAUGCUCCGACGUCGAACCACCAUAACUCCACUCACCGCCUCUACAACCGCACCCAACCAUGCUAGUCCACCCUCCACCCCGCCUUCCUUUCAGCAAUAG
Molecule: messenger RNA, 1758 nt
Organism: Hydatigera taeniaeformis
Lineage: Eukaryota; Metazoa; Platyhelminthes; Cestoda; Cyclophyllidea; Taeniidae
Source: the annotation of a GenBank genome assembly